This is a messenger RNA of Microthlaspi erraticum, 744 nucleotides long. The record is from the annotation of a GenBank genome assembly. NCBI's taxonomy places the organism in Eukaryota, Viridiplantae, Streptophyta, Magnoliopsida, Brassicales, Brassicaceae.
AUGGCAUUCCUUGUUCGUUCGCCGGAGAUACCCACCGUCUCGGCGAGAAUCUUCUCCGAUUCGAAUUCGAAUGCAAAUCCUCUGUUUACGAGGCGGAAGGCUACCGUCUCCGCGAUUGAUGCGAGAGAUUUGCCUGGUGUUGUGAAGAAUCGGAAAUCGAGAUUGUACGGGAAAUUCUCGGCUCCGGUCAAAGAAGACUGCAAAGUUAGCAGAGAGGAAGAAGAAAACAAGCAGAGCUACUACGUCAAUAUGGGUCACGCCGUUCGUUGUAUCAGAGAAGAGUUUCCUUCUUUGUUCUACAAAGAGCCCAAUUUUGACAUUUACAGGGAUGAUAUUGUGUUUAGAGACCCUAUGAACACUUUCAUGGGGAUUGAUAACUACAAAUCGAUAUUUUGGGCGUUACGUUUCCACGGAAGGAUCUUCUUCAGAGCACUCUGCGUGGACAUCGUCAGUGUUUGGCAACCGACGGAAAACACGCUGAUGAUUCGAUGGACUGUUCAUGGGAUUCCUCGUGGUCCUUGGGAGACUCGUGGUCGAUUCGACGGCACUUCAGAGUAUAAAUUCGACAAGGAUGGGAAGAUUUAUGAGCACAAAGUCGACAACAUAGCCAUUAACUCGCCUCCCAAGUUUCAGAUGCUCACUGUUCAAGAGCUUGUUGAAGCCAUUAGCUGCACUUCCACACCGAAGCCUACGUAUUUUGAGUUCGGAGAUUCAUCAUCAUCAUCAUCGCCGGAUGCAUAUUAG